Messenger RNA from Hyalella azteca, 2345 nucleotides. RefSeq names its product very-long-chain (3R)-3-hydroxyacyl-CoA dehydratase 1-like (gene Hacd1). Gene Ontology annotation, molecular function: phosphatase activity; 3-hydroxyacyl-CoA dehydratase activity. Gene Ontology annotation, biological process: dephosphorylation; very long-chain fatty acid biosynthetic process; fatty acid elongation. The transcript has 6 exons. Lineage: Eukaryota; Metazoa; Arthropoda; Malacostraca; Amphipoda; Hyalellidae. Gene Ontology annotation, cellular component: endoplasmic reticulum membrane. Bases 51 to 731 code for a protein of 226 amino acids. The record is from RefSeq and is a predicted model, not a curated record.
UUUAUUGUUUUGAAAUUCAUAGGAGAACUGUCCAAGUGCUAUCUAUCACCAUGGCUGAUAAUGUAUCUAAAGACUUCUCACCAUCAACCAUAUAUUUAUGUUUCUACAAUCUCUUCCUGAGUUUGGGAUGGACCAUUUUGAUGAUCCAGUUCCUAAGCCACAUUAUUUAUGAAGGCAGACCUGGCCUCUGGAACUCUACAUCAGACUGCCUCCUCAUUUUUCAAUCACUUGCAAUUUUAGAGGUUGUCCACUGCAUUGUGGGAAUAGUUCGCUCGAGUGCAGUCUUGACAUUUCUCCAGGUGUCAUCUCGCCUCUUCCUCACAUGGGCUAUACUUUACUGCCUGCCAGAGUCAAGAGACAGUCUUGGUUUUCCCAUCGUUCUUUUUGCGUGGAGCCUGACUGAAAUUGUCAGGUAUCUCUUCUACUUCUUGGGACUUGUUGGAGUAGCUGCUGAUUUUGUGGCUUAUCUGAGGUACACGAUGUUCAUAGCACUCUAUCCCUUGGGUGUUACGGGCGAGAUGCUCUGCUAUUUCACGGCUUUGCCCCUGGUCCAGAAACACCGCUACCUUUCAGUUACUCUUCCCAAUGCCUGCAACUUCUCCUUCGACUCCUACUAUGCAUUCAUCAUUGUUAUUGUAAUGUAUAUACCCGUUUUCCCUCAGCUCUACCUACACAUGUGGGCUCAGCGCAGGAAAGUUUUGGGUGGAAGCACCAAGCAGAAAAUUCAUUAAAACGCUCCUCAACUUUGUUACGUCGUGCCAUCAGCUGCGUCACUGAGGCGAAAAAGCAUGGGUCCAGUUGCCAUAAUCUUCAGUGUGUUAAUCUUAAACAAUUAAUUAUACAUCAACUGGUGAUGAUGUGGGUAUGGGAUGAUAUGUGAUCGAGGCUUGAAAUCAUUUUAUCCCUAAGGAUUUAGUUCAGAGUGCUACUGCCUACAGACAGUUCUGUGUUUAGGUCAAUAUUGCUCUAUAGGAUUGUUUUUGUAUCUAAAAAUGUGUCAGCCAUAAAUUUAAGGUAGAGAAUCACUUCGCUGUACCGUGACCAAUACUUAAGGCUGAAUGAACAUUAGACCCCUGUGUGUGUUGUAGCUUUUCAGAUUGUUAAAUGACUGUUAGGCACCAACUAUUGAUUGAAAAGUUCAAUAAAAGUUUUGUAUCAAAUCGAAUCUUUGAUGUAUAGGCGUAUAUUUUUUGGUAUCAUAGUAAUUUUAAAGUUAUUUAACUGUUAGAACAUCAAAUGUAAGAAUGAUUAAGGAGAAGAUGUCAGUAAUUGUGCUGCUCUGGUUGUUCAUAUAUUUUUCUAAGUGGUCGUGUUUGAGGUAUUGAUUAAGCGGGCUACAGGAAUCUUCUAAAUACCACACAUUAUCUAGGUUAAUCUACAUUGAAAUAAUAUCACAACCAAUUUCUUAAUUAAUCAUUACUUAUUUAGGGUAUUUCUACACGAUACACACAGCUGUUGUUACGAUAUUUUUUUAAUUGUCGGAUUUUAAAGAACUUUAUUAUUACUUUGAAUGGCUUUUUGUUUAUUUCGGAUGUACUUCUUCAUUCUGACACUACCCUGAAAUUUAUUCACUCUAAACUCUUGUUAUUUCAUAAGUGGGAAAGGACGAAUGCCCGGUAAACAAAGGCUUGUCUGUUAUUAGCUGUUACUUCUUGAAAUGCUACCCAAAUAUCUGGCAUUGUUUGACGUAUUAAUAUCACACGUGAUUCUUGUGUUUGAUUUGUGUCUAAUUCUUUGAAUCCACUAAAUAUUGCAUGCAUGCUCGCUAUAUAUUUCUUCGUUUCAAUUUCGUGUAGAGUUAAUAAGAACAUUGCACUUCAAGUGGCGUCAGACAACGCCUAGCUAUGACUCAUACAGCGCUUUACUCUCGUGAUUGCUGGCAGGAUGCGGGCUUGUCGUCUUUGCUUCAUCACAUGACGAUAAUUCACCCUUUUGCGUGUUUACAGCAAUGGGAAUAGUUGUUAAUAGUUGUAUGACAACGUAUCUUUGAGGAUCGAGGGUGCUUGAAAUGUCUUGCUUAUUUGCAUCCAGUCACAAAUAGCGAUGAGCUGUACUUAGUUACUGUGUACUUUAUUGGAUGCUAAAUAAUUUCCUAGUUUUCUUUUAAUUAAAAAUAACAGAACAAUUUCUUCUGUAACCAAUUAUUGAUAAUUGCGUUUGUUCGUGUUUGACAAGAGCCAAGGCUUGCAGAUGACCGUGAGGCUGCUCAGUUACUUUUAUUGUUAUAUUGUUGUUUGUUGUGGUAUCUUUGUGUGCUUUGUUUGAUGUUUUUUGUUAAUUUUCUGCGUUGUUUCUCAUUCAUAAGGUAUUGUGGUGGCAAAAAGUUUGGUAAAAAAGUUUGGUUA